AUGGGGCUAGGGUUACUAGCUUCACGGGUACUCAGACCCCGCGCUAACCCCAGGAAUCUCUUCCUCCUCCGCUCCAUCGUCACCAAGCCCGAGCUCCAAUCUCCCGAGGCUGCCGCAGCGGCCGCGCCAGAGCCGACUCCAGAUCUCCCGCCUCGGAACCCGGUGGGCGGGGCCCGGGUUCACUUCCCCAAUCCCGCGGACGCCAUCGAGGUGUUCGUCGAUGGGUAUCCAGUCAAAAUCCCCAAGGGGAUGACGGUUCUGCAGGCUUGUGAAAUCGCCGGGGUUGAUAUCCCGAGGUUCUGUUACCACAGCCGUCUCUCGAUCGCAGGGAACUGCAGAAUGUGUCUUGUUGAGGUUGAGAAGUCCCCAAAGCCUGUCGCCUCCUGUGCCAUGCCUGCUCUUCCUGGGAUGAAAAUUAAAACAGACACUCCUUUGGCGAAGAAGGCACGUGAAGGGGUGAUGGAAUUCUUGUUGAUGAAUCAUCCUUUGGAUUGCCCAAUCUGUGAUCAAGGUGGAGAAUGCGAUCUUCAAGAUCAGUCCAUGGCUUUUGGAUCUGAUCGAGGCAGGUUCACUGAAAUGAAGCGGUCUGUGGUUGAUAAGAAUUUAGGUCCUCUGGUCAAGACUGUUAUGACUCGAUGCAUACAGUGUACAAGGUGUGUCAGGUUUGCAACUGAAGUUGCUGGUUCUCAGGAUCUUGGCAUGUUAGGUCGUGGCAGUGGAGAAGAAAUUGGGACUUACGUUGAGAAGCUAAUGACCAGUGAACUCUCUGGAAAUGUUAUAGAUAUAUGUCCUGUUGGUGCUCUUACAUCAAAGCCUUUCGCAUUUAAAGCCAGGAAUUGGGAACUAAAGGGAACCGAGAGCAUUGAUGUUAGUGAUGCAGUCGGAUCCAACAUCCGGAUAGAUAGCAGAGGUCCAGAAGUUAUGCGCAUUCUCCCGAGGUUGAAUGAGGAAAUAAAUGAAGAAUGGAUAUCGGAUAAAACUAGGUUCUCUUAUGAUGGUUUGAAGAGGCAGAGACUUAAUGAUCCAAUGAUCCGGGGGUCUGAUGGUCGCUUUAAAACUGUUAGCUGGCGAGAUGCCUUAGCCGUGGUUGCUGAGGUGAUCCAUCAGGUUAAACCAGAAGAAAUUGUUGGGAUUGCUGGCCAGCUAUCUGAUGCUGAAUCCAUGAUGGUGCUGAAAGAUUUCUUGAACAAAAUGGGGUCAAAUAAUGUUACAUGUGAAGGAAAUGGUCCUAGUCCAGUUGCUGAUCUCCGAUCUGGAUACAUCAUGAACACUGGUAUAAGUGACCUUGAAAAGGCGGAUGCUUUCCUCCUGGUUGGCACUCAGCCAAGGGUAGAAGCUGCCAUGGUAAAUGCCAGAAUCCGCAAGACCGUCAGAGCAAACAAUGCCAAAGUCGGUUACAUUGGCCAACCUACCGAAUUCAACUACGAUUGUCAGCAUCUCGGGACAGGCCCAGAGACCCUAGUCGAAAUUGCUGAGGGACGACAUCCAUUCUCCUCGACAAUAAAAAACGCCAAAAACCCAGCUAUAGUUGUGGGUGCAGGUCUCUUCGAUAGACAAGACAAGGAAGCCAUAUUCGCCACAGUCGAGAACAUUGCCACCAGCUUCAAUGUAAUUAGACCAGACUGGAAUGGAUUCAAUGUCUUGCUCCUCAACGCCGCCCAAGCUGCCGCUCUCGAUCUUGGGCUGGUCCCACAGUCGACUGACGGAAUCAAGUCUGCCAAGUUUGUCUAUCUAAUGGGUGCUGAUGACGUGAACCUGGAUGAAAUCCCAAAAGACGCAUUUGUCGUUUAUCAGGGUCACCAUGGUGACAAGAGUGUGUACUGUGCCAACGUAAUCCUCCCUGCAUCAGCAUUUUCUGAGAAGGAAGGAACGUAUGAGAACACCGAAGGAUGCUCGCAGCAGACUUUGGCAGCAGUCCCCACAGUUGGUGAUGCAAGAGAUGACUGGAAGAUCAUUCGCGCAUUGUCUGAAGUUGCUGGAGCCCCCUUGCCCUACGAUACAGCUGGGGGUGUUAGGUCACGAAUUAGGAUGGUUGCACCAAAUCUCUUGAGCUUGGACGAGAGAGAGCCCGCGACGUUUGGGCCAUCACUGAAACCUGAGGUUAAGGAGAAGGUGAGCUCCACUCCGUUUAAGGCCGCUGUGGACAAUUUCUACAUGACCAACUCCAUUACUAGGGCUUCGAAGAUCAUGGUGCAGUGCAGCUCCCAGUUGCUGAAGAAGUGA
Molecule: messenger RNA, 2223 nt
Organism: Linum trigynum
Lineage: Eukaryota; Viridiplantae; Streptophyta; Magnoliopsida; Malpighiales; Linaceae
Source: the annotation of a GenBank genome assembly